Messenger RNA from Helicoverpa armigera (cotton bollworm), 5772 nucleotides. RefSeq names its product protein transport protein Sec31A (gene Sec31). The coding region runs from base 127 to 4029 and encodes 1300 amino acids. The record is from RefSeq and is a predicted model, not a curated record. Gene Ontology annotation, biological process: COPII-coated vesicle cargo loading; endoplasmic reticulum to Golgi vesicle-mediated transport; intracellular protein transport. NCBI's taxonomy places the organism in Eukaryota, Metazoa, Arthropoda, Insecta, Lepidoptera, Noctuidae. The transcript has 27 exons. Gene Ontology annotation, molecular function: protein binding; structural molecule activity. Gene Ontology annotation, cellular component: COPII vesicle coat; endoplasmic reticulum exit site.
CUGGUUUCCGAACGUACUGUCAUGUCACUUGAUCUGUGAUCAUCUGUCAAAUCAAACAGAGAAUAUUUACGUCAGCCACGUUGGAAGUGCCAAGUUGGUGUUUUUAUGUGAGCCAGUGUUGUGAAGAUGAAAGUGAAGGAGCUGAAGAAGACGGUGAACGUGUGCUGGUCGCCGGCUGACCACUACCCCGUGACGAUCGCGGCCGGCUCGGCAGCGCAGCAGGUUGACUCGUCGUUUAGCUCGAGCUCCUACUUAGAGCUCUAUUCUUUGAAUUUGGAAGACCCUGGACUUGAUUUAGAGCUUAAAUCUAGUUUGCAGACAGAGCACAAAUUCCAUAAGAUAGUAUGGUCAGGCGCAGGUGUGCUGGUCGGAGGCUGUGAUGGUGGUCUCCUGCAGUUCUACAGUGCUGACAAACUGCUCAACAAUGCCACAGAUGCACUCCUUGGCAGCAACAAUAAACAUAGUGGCCAUGUAUCAGCCUUGGACAUCAACCCUUACCAGAAGAACUUGCUUGCCUCCGGAGCGUCGGAGAGCGAGAUCUUCAUAUGGGACCUGAACAACACCAGCCAGCCCAUGGCGCCUGGCAACAGGAACCAACCUUAUGAUCAUGUGCAGGGCUUGGCUUGGAACCAACAGGUGCAACACAUUCUCGGAUCGACAUUUUCAACCAGAUGCGUUGUGUGGGAUUUGCGAAAGAAUGAACCGAUCAUGAAACUCAGUGAUUCUCAGUCCCGCACUCGCUGGCGGUCGCUGGCGUGGCACCCGUCCGUCGCCACUCAGCUGUGCAUCGCCUCUGAAGACGACCAGGUGCCCGUCAUACAACUGUGGGACUUGAGACUGGCGGCGUCUCCGCUGGUGACGCUGGAGGGUCACCAGAAGGGCGUGACGGCGGUGUCGUGGUCGCGGCGUGACGCAGACCUGCUGCUGUCCGCCGGCCGCGACGGACGAGUGCUCUGCUGGAACCCUAAUAAUACUAAACCAGGUGGCGAGCUGCUGUCGGAGAUCAGUCAGCAGCAGCAGUGGGUGUUCGACGUGUCGUGGUGCCCGCGGGACCCGUCGCUGCUGGUCAGCGCCAGCUUCGACCAGCAGCUCGCCGUGCACAGCCUGCUCGGCGGAGAACGACCUGAUAUCACGACCCACACGUCUAGCAACAUAAUGGACUCAUUCGGCGGUCUGGACACGUUCAGCGCUCUGCCCGCCGUCACCCGCGCCGCCGCGCCCGCGCCAACGCCCAAGCAGCAGCUGCCGAGGCCGCCCAGCUGGCUCAAGAGACCUGUCGCUGCUAAGUUUGCUUUUGGCGGUAAAUUAGUAACAUUCGAGAAAUGCCCUCAAGAAGCCGGUCCACAGAAACUGGUUCAUAUAAGCCAGGUGGUAAGUGAGCCGGAAAUAGUCGAAAAGGCGACAGAACUGGACGCUGUAUUAGAAGCCAGCCUCAGUCACGAUCCCUCCGCUAUCGAAAGACUUGCCGAGUACUGUCGACAAAAAGGAGACGAGGCUACAGACCAAAAUGAACGUUACACAUGGUUCUUCUUACGUGCUAACUUCUUACCAACGUUCUCUAGUGAAGUACUCAAUUUGUUGGGUUUCAAACAAGACGAGAUCAUAUCGAAGUUCAAAACUUCCAACGUGGCGUCCGGAGACAACGCUCAGCCCGAUGUCGCUGCUUUAAGUAGAGGCGAGUCCACGGAGACGGAGGCCGAGUUGUCUACCGACACCAGCACUGACCUAUCUGAUGCGCAUACGCUGAUCGAGCGCAAACUAGCCAAUCUCGACUUGGCACCCACUGCUACCAACGUCGUCAUUCCAAAUGGAGAAGACUCAACGAGUCUGAUCUGCCGUGCCCUGGUGUCGGGCAGCUGGGAGGAGGCGGUGGAGCUGUGCCUCGAAGCCAACCGCGUGGCCGACGCGCUCGUCAUCGCCUGGUCCGCGAGCCCGGAGCUGCUGUUCAAGGUGCAGAAGUACCACAUCAACAGCACUGCGGGCCAGCCCGUCUCCCUGCUGUGCGGCAGCCUGCUGCUGGCGCGGUGGGAGGCGCUGGUGGCGGGCGCGGCGCCGCACAGCUGGCGCGAGACGCUCGCCGCGCUGCUCACGCACUGUGACGCCGACUCGGCCAGCACGUAUUGCGAAAUGCUGGGCGACAAGUUAUCGAAGGAGUCGGACCCGGCACUGUCCGAGGCGGCGACGAUCUGCUACCUGUGCGCGAUGUCGCCGGAGCAGCUGGUGUGGCGCUGGGCGCGGGCGCGGCGCGGCGCGGCGGCGCUGGCGGCACUGACAGAGCGAGCACUGCUCGCCAGGAGAGCGGCCCUCGCUCGCGGCAGACCCGUGCCUGCGGGUGGCAAGCUGGAGACAGUUCUGAACGAGUACGCGUCUAGGUUAGCAUCGCAGGGAUGCCUGCAGAGCGCGCUGAACACAUUGGAAGGUAUUCAGCACACUGAGCUGCGAGACCGACUCAUGCAUGCUCUUGGACUCGUGCAGCAGACCCGGCCUGCCCAUCAACAGCAGCCGGGUCGCGGUCACUCUGGUCUGCCGCCGCGACGAACGCAUCCUUCACACUCCGAACAAAACUAUGGCCCCGCAGUCCCACAGCCAUACGACCAGCCGUGGUCACAGCCCCCAAUGCCUACAGUUCAGCCGCACGCACAACGCCCAGGCUUCCCGCAACUACAGCCGUUCCAACCGCAACCCGUGCAACCGUUGCCACCGCAACCCGUGCAACCGUUGCAACCGCUACCCGUGCAGCAACCAACAGUACAACCGCCAGUUUUGCAGCCAUCGCAACCGCCUAGGCCGGGCAGUGUUGGACCUACGUCCGGUAUUGGCUCCCGAUCAAAAUACAAGGUGGACCCAUCCGUGCAAUCAGCGCCGCUAUACAACCAGUACAGCUUCAACAACCCCGUGACGUCACAGCCGUACGGCGGGUACAACAGCCCGCUGCCCGAGCAGUACGGCGCCACCAGUGUGCCUGCAUACACCCAGCCCGGCAUCAACCAGGGACUGAUGAACCAGGUGGGUCGGUACAGCUUCAACAACCCCGUGACGUCACAGCCGUACGGCGGGUACAACAGCCCGCUGCCCGAGCAGUACGGCGCCACCAGUGUGCCUGCAUACACCCAGCCCGGCAUCAACCAGGGACUGAUGAACCAGGUGGGUCGGUACAGCUUCAACAACCCCGUGACGUCACAGCCGUACGGCGGGUACAACAGCCCGCUGCCCGAGCAGUACGGCGCCACCAGUGUGCCUGCAUACACCCAGCCCGGCAUCAACCAGGGACUGAUGAACCAGGUACCUCAACCGGCCCCAUUCCCGGCGGCGCCAGUAUCGACGCCGCUGCAGGUGUCGCAGCCAGCGCCGGCCGUGAACGGCACGUACUACGGCACGGAGGCGGCGCCUUCCAAACCCGUCCCGCCGGGCUGGAACGACCCGCCCAUGAUGUCUUCUAAACCUAAGCCAAAGCAAGAAGUGACAGCGCAAGCGCCGAUCACUCACCCACUGUUCGGCGUAGAGCCCCCGCAGCACGUGCCGCUGGCGGGACAGUACAACCAGCAGUACCCUCAGCAAUAUGGUCAGCAGUAUGGACAGUACCCCAACCAGUAUCAGGACCAAUACCAGGCUAAUAUGGCGCCCGCUUAUCCUCAGAAGACGGAGAGCCCAGCGCCCGUAGAACCAGCGGCGCCGGUGCAGAAGGGCCCGCUGCCCGACCAGCACGUCGUGCUGCAAAAUGUGUUCGACGCGCUCAGGGCAGAGUGCUCCAACAGGGCUACUAACCCGCAAAUGAAGAGAAAAUUAGAAGAUGUCCAGAGAAGGCUAGAGACUCUUUAUGAUAUGUUACGCGAAUACAAACUAUCAGAGUCCGCCACGUCAGCCCUACACUCGUGCUGCGAGUACAUCCAGGGCGGCAACCACGCGGGCGCGCUGGCGGUGGCGACGUCCCUGGCGACGGGCGCGGACUUCGCGGCCGCCGCGUCGUUCCUGCCGGGGCUCAAGUCGCUGUGUCAGCUCGCGCAGCAGCUGCAGGUCUACGUCAGCUGAACUGCUUCCGUCGCUGGGAUCCUAGUACAUCGAUAGCAUAAGCGUCAGUUUUAAAACAACUGUUCAGGGGACUGAUUCUGCUAAUUUUACUUAAGCGAUUGAUAUCCAACUAAGAUUCAAGACCAAUUGAAAACCAAUGAAAAGUCAUUGGAAUACUACUGGUCUUAUAUUAGUAGCGGAAUGCCCACUAAGGUUAAAACUGCUAUAGAGAUUCAAUUUAUUGUUAUCUAAUUUUCACAUUAUUAACUUAGCAGAAACAAGCCCCUGUAGUAACUAUGAAUUUGCUGACUUUUUACGUUCAGUUUUCAAAGGAAACAGUUGUUUUAAGAAAGAUGUUUAUGUUUUCGGUUAACUUGAGCUUUUACACCUGUAUGAAGUUAAAUUAAUAUUAUAUUGUACUAUGUAGCUGUUGCCCGCGGUUUCAUCUGUGUUUGGGGGUAGGGUUAAAAUGUUGGCUAUUUGUUAUUGCUUGACAGUAACAAGUAUCCAAAUUUCAAAAGUUUCACGUUUAUUGUGUAAUGAUUAGUUUAUUUGCACGGCUAGUUGUAGAGUUUGGUAAGGAUAAUGUUUAUCCAGGCAUCUAAAGUGUAGGAUGGUGAAACUGCGGGUAAUAGCUGAUAUGUUAUACUUAUGAUUCUUGUACUUGUCUACGAAAUUGCAUCAUUUUUAAACUGUUUUGUGAUUUUAAUAAAAACUAAACAAUUGACAGUUUUUUUACUGUCUUUGUUAUAUAAGUGAGUCUGGCUAUCAAAGUCAAUGCAAUAUAACAUCAGUACAAAUGAAAGACGACUGUAAACUUGAGUUUUGAACUUUUAAAUAAAAAUCACAGUUCACAAUUGAUGCAAUUUUGAGACACAAUUCAACUGAAACGUUCUAUGUCUUCUGACAUACCCACAUGAUAUUCACGUGCCUUCAAUGGCAACACUCCAAUUAACUGCAAUGGCAACACUAUUUAUAAGACGUCAAAUUUGACGUAUGGAACGUUGCAGUUGUGAAAAGUCUUCGUUUUUGAUACAUUCGUACUUUAUUAUGACUAAAAUCAAUUGAAGACUCCACUCUGUGGCCUCGUUAAGGUAAAUUAAUACUAUAAUUAUAAUAAUAUAUUAAAUAUUAAUUAACUUAUACACACAGCUGAUGGAUGAUCUGUAAGGACUGCUCGGAGAUGUAUUUAACUUUCAUAUCAAACAUAAUAAUAUUUAUUUUUCUGUAUGAAUUAUUUUAGCGUGUUUUGCUAAUGUUUUUGCAUAGUAUUAUUUGAUUGUCACUCUUUAUCUCUGUAAUUGUUAUAUCACCUUUUUCACUAUACCUAGUAAGUAAAGAUAUCAUUAUAACACUGCUUUAUAUUGAGCACUUGUUGUAAAGCACAAUAGCACUAUUAUCAAACUAUUUGGCCUCUUAUGAAAAAUGUACUCAGCCAUAGCCGCAUACACAUACCUAUUAUUUAUGUACAACCUUCCAGUACAUAGGUUUUCUUCCCUUUAUUUAUUGUAUCGUAUCGUUAAUUAAAUAAUACUAUGCAGCAAGUACCUAUGGUCUCACUGGAAAUUCUUUGUGUGUUCGUCUGUUCGUCAUAUUCCUAACUACUGAUAUCCAAAGACACACAAAUAAUAAUGUUCUAAUUGAUUAAUGUUUAUUGUAAUGUGUGAGUCGUGUACGAGCUCUGUUGCUAAUAUAUAACUUAAUAUAAAUAAUACUGUAUUAUAGAAUUAUAUUAUUGAUGAAAAUAUAUUUUUUAGAAAAAUA